Molecule: messenger RNA, 1152 nt
Organism: Camelina sativa (false flax)
Lineage: Eukaryota; Viridiplantae; Streptophyta; Magnoliopsida; Brassicales; Brassicaceae
Source: RefSeq, a predicted model, not a curated record
UUUUUGCCCCAUUCAAGAUGAAGAAAUAUAUUACAAACUUUGAAGCCUAUCCAUUGGUCAGAACCACUAUCUUAGAUAUUUUAGUCAUUGUUCUCUGAUCUCAUACGACUACAUAAUAUUUCCACCACACAUACAAACAUAUUUAUUUCACACUUAUAUGAUCCAGAUUCAUUGUAUACAUAAAAUUUGUGGCUUUUCUGGUCAAUUCAAGUAAGAUACAAGAAAAAUGGAGAAAAGAUGGAGUCUUCAAGGUAUGACUGCUCUUGUGACCGGUGGCUCUAAAGGCAUCGGGGAAGCUGUGGUGGAGGAAUUAUCAAUGUUGGGAGCAAGAGUCCACACAUGUGCAAGAGACGAAACUCAACUUCAAGAUAGCUUACGUAAAUGGCAAGCAAAAGGGUUUCAGGUUUCUACUUCUAUCUGCGAUGUUUCUUCUCGUGAGCAACGAGAGAAACUCAUUGAAACCGUUUCCUCUCUCUUCCAAGGAAAGCUCAACAUCCUUGUAAACAAUGCGGGAACGUUUAUAGACAAGCCUACUACAGAGUUUACAACAGAAGAAUACUCGUUUAUAAUGGCUACAAAUCUCGAGUCGGCUUUUCAUCUCUCACAGCUUGCUCAUCCUUUACUAAAAGCUUCAAGUUCUGGGAGCAUCGUGUUCAUUUCCUCUGUUUCUGGGGUUGUGCAUACCGGUUCAUCCAUCUAUGGAGCAACUAAAGGAGCUAUGAAUCAGCUGGGAAGAAACUUAGCAUGCGAGUGGGCAAGUGACAACAUAAGGGUUAACUCUGUGUGUCCAUGGGUCAUAGCAACUCCUUUAGUUGCCGAUAUACUCAGUGAUGAAAAGGUUAACAAAGCAGUGGAGAGCAGGACACCGAUGGGGCGUGUUGGAGAGGCAAAUGAAGUCUCAUCGCUUGUGGCAUUUCUAUGUCUUCAUGCAGCUUCUUAUAUAACAGGUCAAACUAUUUGCGUUGAUGGAGGUUUCACUAUUAACGGCUUUUCUUACAAGCCUCAGCACUAAACCGUUGAUUGUUUGUUUUUGUUUGAUUUGAAACUUAAGAAGAUUCAAUAUACAAUAAAUCAAUAAUGGUUUGAAACCUCGAUCUGUUAGCAAACCUUUGAAUGUCAACAGAAUAGAUGAUUUGGAUUUGUUAGCGUUAA